AUGUUUUCGAGUAUAACUAGAUUGGCUUUUAGAAGACCAACUUUGGCCACUUCAUUGAUGACCAAACAAUUCAUUCCAGUGACACCAACCAUAACUAGACCAUUCACCACAUCUCCAAUUAUUUCAAAUAUUCAAACACCUUCAACUCAAACUUCAGAAAUAAUUACCGAAAAGAAGAAUAAAAAUAAUAAAAAUCAAGCUAAUGAAAAGAUAGUUUACUGGAAAUUAUACGCCACUUUCAACAGACAUAAUACUAGAUGUACAUUGGUUGCUGUUGUUGAAGAUUUGGAUUUCUUGGAAAAGAACAAAGAUAUGCCAUAUAAUGAUCAAGUCUUGUACUAUUUGCAAUUACCACAUAAAGUUAAGUACAGUAUUACUGCUGGUAAUUUGGGAUUCAGAAAAUCUCAAAGACAAGAAUAUGAAGCUGCUUUCCAAGUUUCAAGUAAAAUGUUUAAAACUAUUGAAGAAAGAAACCUUAUUGGACCACAUGAUAAAAUCGAAUUAGUCUUGAAGAAUUUCGGUAAAGGUAGAGAAGCUUUCCAAGCUGCUUUAUUGGGUAAAGAAGGUUCAAAGAUCAAGAAUAACAUUGUUAGAAUCAGUGAUGCUACUGUCUUGAGAUUUGGUGGUAACAGACCAAAGAAAUUACGUCGUUUGUAA
Messenger RNA from Candida tropicalis MYA-3404, 657 nucleotides. RefSeq names its product mitochondrial 37S ribosomal protein YmS18. The record is from RefSeq and is a predicted model, not a curated record. Gene Ontology annotation, cellular component: ribosome. Gene Ontology annotation, molecular function: structural constituent of ribosome. NCBI's taxonomy places the organism in Eukaryota, Fungi, Ascomycota, Pichiomycetes, Serinales, Debaryomycetaceae. The transcript has a single exon. The coding region runs from base 1 to 657 and encodes 218 amino acids. Gene Ontology annotation, biological process: translation.